UUGCUCAUGCCUGCCUCCAGGCACGCAUAAUGGACAACAUGGCCACGAUGUGAUGAGUAAUAUCUGUUGUUUCGGAUAGCAAAACAUUACAAAAUUACAAUACAUUAAGGUAUUCAAGAGAAAGAGCAAUGGGUUUAUCGCAGAGCAACGGUGCACCUGAGGGUGGUACAGAAGGCUAUCAUGUUCAUGGGAUCCAAGAGAAUUCACCUGCAGAGAGAGCUGGUCUGGAUCCCUUUUUUGAUUUCAUCAUAUCCAUUGGCAAUAAUCGCCUUAACCAGGAGAAUGAUAUGCUGAAGGACCUCCUCAAGGCUAAUGUGGAGAAAUCGGUGAAGAUGGAGGUUUAUAGUACAAAGACCAUGAGGCUGCGGGAAUUGGAGGUGGUUCCUAGCAACAUGUGGGGGGGCCAGGGACUUCUGGGGGCCAGUGUCCGCUUCUGCAGCUUUCAAGGAGCCAAUGAAAAUGUCUGGCAUGUUCUAGAUGUGGAGCCAAGUUCACCUGCAGCAUUGGCCGGAUUCAGGGAACAUGCAGAUUUUAUUGUCGGAGCUGACCAAGUUCUGCAAGAUUCAGAGGACUUCUUCUCACUUAUUGAAGCACAUGAGGGGAAGCCACUGAAGCUUCUGGUCUAUAAUACAGAGACGGAUAAAUGCAGGGAGGUGGUUGUGACACCAAAUGGUGCCUGGGGGGGAGAAGGCAGUCUUGGUUGUGGCAUUGGAUAUGGCUACUUGCACCGAAUCCCUGCACGACCUGACAGCCCAAAAUCGGAAAAUGUCAGUCAUCAUAUUUCUCCUGUGGCAGGGACCCCAGAGCAAGAACCUCCUACAAAUGGAUUCACAGAGGUGUCCCUAAUGGCAGCAUCCCGUCAGGCUGUGAGUGGUUUGGAUCUUGACACACCACUGCCACCUCCUAUUCAAAGAGUCAUGGACCCUGGUAAGGCAGCAAAAUAUAGACUUCAUUUUCCUGAAGGUUCUGAAAGUUUCUCAGAUCAGUCUGAAGUGGCUAUGAUGAAUUCUGAGAUGUCAGACAUGGCAGACCGACUCGACCUAUCUGUUUCUUCCAUUGACAUGACAAGCACAUCCCUGGCUGUUCGAGAGGACAUUGACAUAUCAGGUGUCGAAGAGCUACAUGACAGUGAGAUUCCUUACAGUGAUCCUAAGGAGAUUACAGAGGAAUCUCCUUCUGCAGAUUUGAUCUCCUCAGUUGUAGAAGAGCCUUCACCACCACCUUCACAUGUUUAUCUCUCGCACCCUCAAUUCCCUAAUACACUACUUGAUCAUAAUAUGCCGAUAGACAUGUCAUCUUUGGUGAAUUCUUCAAUUCCAUCUUUUGACUCUGUGCCUCCUAUAGACAUCUCUUCCCUGCAUAUUGACCGUGCUGCCCUUCGCCUCCAGUCUUCUGCCCUGCCUGCAAAAUAUCCCUUACAACCCAAUGAGUUCUCAAGUCUUCCCUCAAAAACUGAUGGUUUCAAUCAGGGCUUUUCUGAAGAGACACAGUCUCUGAAGAUUAGCUUAUUUGAAAGUGAAGUGGAGAGGGUAUCCUCUGAUCUGUUGUCUCCUGAUUCCUGUGCAGAAAUCAAAGACGGAGCUGCUCUUCAGUAGUGACACUACUACUAAGUACCAUGUUGUAUCACUAUCUUGUUUACAAAAUUGCUUAACAAUCAUUGGUAGAAUCAGGUCUUGGGCUGUUGUGUGCUUUUUGAACAGUUGGGUGUUGUUCAUCUUACCUUUUUAUUUUACAUUUGCGUGCAAGUAGCCAGGAUGCCUGUAGGAUAUUUGAAUGUGAGUAGGCCAUUGUUUUACAUUUUGUAGAUCAUAAUUUAGAAGAUAAUAUUUUUAUGUAACUAAUUUGGAAAUUUUACUUUAGCUUGAUUGAUUAAACUCCACAAAUAGUUUGGAAGCAGCAUACCAAAAACUUAACUUUAUUGACAGUUUUAACCAUGUUAAAAUUUGUAGUCACGCUACUACCCAAUCAUUCAUGGACUGCUGUCUUAAACUCAUCACUCAGUAUAGAUCAUCUCGUGUUAUAUUUAGCUAAUGCCCCAUUUGGUCAGCAAUCUGCACAGAGGAUCUAUAGAACACUAACACAGAAUAGAUAUAUUGCAUAUAGACAUAUUUUUUUUAGGUACAGCAUUACAUUGUUUUGGCUUCCUUUGUUACAUUUUUAUCAUUUACCUUUUAGAAGGACUCCAUAUAUUUGCUUUUAUUGCUUUUUUUUCUGUAUUGUGGGAACGUUUGUUAAGGAUAGUGCAAAUUGUUAUACUGGUCAAGGGUUUUGUAUUUGUUUAGUGCUUUAAACCAAAAUCUUUCUCUACUGGCCAAAUAGAGUUUGAUCAUCAUUUUUAUGUGAUUUUAGAAUCUUUUCAUCACAAAUAUUUUAUUUUAGUUUUUGUUACAUAGUCUUCAUCUGUAUUGGAGUGAUCGCUUAUAUGUGCUUUAGGUUGUAAAGAGUAAAAUUGUAUUUGUUUAGCAUUUCGGUUGCCUGGUUAGGAAGUCAGUAUAAGUAAAAUGAUCACUGAACUAAAUCAACACUAAAGAAAUGUUGUCAUAGUAAAAUAUGCUUUGACUAUAUAUUGAGACAUGGACUAUUGCUGUUCACUUGUGGUUGGUAAUUUAUUGAUCUGUGCAAAUAUGGAAUAAUGUCAGUAGAAUGUAUGUGUUGUUAUGAUUGAGUUGAAUCAUUAAUGCCAUAUUCAAUAAGAGUAGUGUCAUACCCAGGUGUUUAUUUUUAUUAGCAUUAGUAAAGGGAGUGCAAACUCAGAGAAUACCUCAUAGAUCUUAAGUUCUUUGUGAAAACAAAUUCUGAAACAGUUUCAGCAGUGAGUGAAGACUUUAUAUGUGUCUAUAUAUAAGUGAAUCCAGCGAAUAUGAAGACAACAGUAAUGGUAUGUCACGAGGGAGAAGAGACAAUGUUGGUUUGAAUUUUCCUUCUUUUAUAUAAAAAAAAUAAAAUAAAUGGUAGAAUAUCCUGUGUGUGAACACAAAUGUAUAUUUUUGCAAUUAUUGUGAUUAAGGAAAAAAAACAGAAAAUGGUGUACCUACUCGAACUAAAUUGUUGGUUUGUUUUGGAAAAUAUCAAAUUGCAAAACCCCAGAACCCUACAGCAAUAAAAUCCGAAAUAGGCCCAUAAA
Messenger RNA from Myxocyprinus asiaticus (Chinese sucker), 3124 nucleotides. RefSeq names its product Golgi reassembly-stacking protein 1-like. NCBI's taxonomy places the organism in Eukaryota, Metazoa, Chordata, Actinopteri, Cypriniformes, Catostomidae. Gene Ontology annotation, cellular component: Golgi apparatus. The record is from RefSeq and is a predicted model, not a curated record. The coding region runs from base 129 to 1595 and encodes 488 amino acids. The transcript has 9 exons. Gene Ontology annotation, molecular function: protein binding. Gene Ontology annotation, biological process: Golgi organization.